AUGGAGAGCAACACUGUUAAUGACAGAGUUGCGAGAGCUUCCUCAUCUGCCUCCCUGAACUCUAGCAAUCCACAACGAAACACCUCAAGAAAUGAUAAUAAUAAUAUUUCGUCGUCAAGUUCACGUAGCACCGGGGGAGGACAAACUUCAACUGUGAUUUCUACUGUUUUAUCAAAUGCGCCAACGUCAACGCUUGCUACAACCUCCGUGCGUGCCUCUGCUGCAGGGUCGAGACGAGUGAGAUGGAAUUGGAUAGGGUAUUUAGUGGAGAAUUUUAGAUCGGCUUCACGAACCUCUAAAGUUUUGUUAAUACUGUCUUUGACUAUGGUGCUAAUUCAAGUUAUAGUUACAGUGACAGUCCUUGUGACGUCUCGAAAUCAAACAUGCGACAAACCACUUCAACUUUUCCUUGAAUUGUACAUUGUGAGGGUGAUUCUCGCGUGUCCGGUAAAUGUAUAUUUAUACUUGAAUCCCAGAGAAAAUAGAAUACGCGGUGGGCAAAAUCAGACUGAAAAUGAACGAAGAAGAGAUGGUUGGGAAACCGCACCUGCAAUCUUCUAUUUAUCUCUAACGUGGGUUAUUCUCGGCUACAUUAUCAUCACCAUUCCAAUAUUAUUAUGUCUAGCAGUGAUAUUCUGUCUGCCAUGUGUGUUAGUAGCCAUGAGAAUAUUGCAUGUUAGUGAAACCGUAGGAAUCAGUGGAGCAAGUGAUGAUGUUAUUUCCAAAAUUCCCUUGGUAAAAUACAAAUCGGUGGCAGAAGAUGAGCUUUCAACAGUCACAAUCAGUAAUCCCGACACUACAAUAAAUGAUUCAGAUUCUAAUACACAAACAGCACCGUCAACUACAGAUACCCAUGAUUUGCUACAACCACAUAAACCAUCUAGACUUAAAUUUGGAUUCGGGAAAAAGAAAGUGACAUCAACGACAAGUUCACCCGCGCCCCCACGAUUUCUCACAAUCCCAAAUAAAGAUGACGCGUUGUGUUCGAUAUGUCUGUCAACUUACGAGGAUGGAGAAGACCUUCGACAUCUGUGGUGUUCACAUCAUUUUCAUAAAGAUUGUGUGGAUAAGUGGCUGGGAUUGAAUAGAAUGUGUAGUAGUGGUGAAAGAAGUAGUGCACCUUCUGGGUCACAGGAUCAGUUUUCUGCUAUUGCCGAUAAUAAAGUCUGA
Ambispora gerdemannii is the source of this 1170-nucleotide messenger RNA. NCBI's taxonomy places the organism in Eukaryota, Fungi, Glomeromycota, Glomeromycetes, Archaeosporales, Ambisporaceae. The record is from the annotation of a GenBank genome assembly.